CUUACGUAAGUGUCUAGCCCUGCUGGCUGCUCAGUUCUGUGUAUGUGUGUGUGGUUGGGAUGAUGAGAGUCUGAUUAGACAACGGGUCAACCUGUCUAGUUGUCUGAGAGAGAGGAUGAGUUAUGUGGGCGUGGCAGAAGAGGAGGGCGGAGAACCUACGGAACUACCAGUAGAGGAGGAUGGUACAGUUCUCCUGACUACUCUUGCCGCCCAGUUUCCUGGAGCAUGUGGUCUCAAGUUCAGAAAUCCUGAUACUAGAGCCUGGAGAGGGAUUAGAUUAGCAGAUGGAAGAUUGUUUCCUCCUGCAGAUACAGGGUGGGGAAAUCUUAUUUGUAUUGCUGUUAUUCCUAAAUUAGAAAAUGUUGAGAAGCUACGCAAGUCGGAGGAUACGGGAGAUAUGAACGGACGGAGUAAACGAAAUGAUCGCAGUAAAUGUUCGGAUCUAAUUGUUCUGGGAUUACCUUGGAAAACAUCGGAACAAGAACUUAGAGAAUAUUUUGAACCAUUCGGUGAGGUUCUCAUGGCGCAGGUUAAAAAAGAGAUAAAAACCGGACAGUCUAAAGGAUUUGGAUUUAUAAGAUUCUCUAGUUAUGAAGCUCAGAUGCGUGUUCUAGCUCAACGACAUAUGAUUGAUGGACGAUGGUGUGAUGUUAAAAUACCAAACAGUAAAGAAGGGCAGGUUCAGCAGGUUCCUUGUAAGGUGUUUGUUGGUCGAUGCACUGAGGAUAUGGCCGCAGAGGAUUUAAAGGAAUACUUUGCAAAGUUUGGAGAAGUCACAGAUGUUUUUAUUCCAAAACCAUUCAGAGCUUUCUCAUUCAUCACAUUUCUUGAUCCGGAGGUUGCGCAAUCUUUGUGUGGGGAAGAUCAUAUAGUAAAAGGAGUAUCUGUUCAUGUAUCAAAUGCUGCUCCUAAAACGGAUCCAACCCGCCAGCAUGCUGGCUUCCCCAGGGUUCCGGUUCAGGGCAGGGACAAGGGACAGAGCCCCUUCGGUCCCCAGCCCCCUUACGGGAAUGGUGGGGCCAUGGGCGUAGGAGGAGGAGGGGGCCAAGGAUGGAAUACAGGAGCUGGACAAUCCAGCAAUAAUCCUAUCCCUGGUCUUCACGGUCUAAACCUGGGUCCUAUGCCGGUCAAUCCAGCUCUAGUAGCUGCUGCACUGAACCAGGCUAGCUGGGGUUUGAUAGGUAAUCUACAGGCUCAGGGAGGUCAAACCCCUGGAGAACAUAGUUUCCAACCUCCUACCAGCUCAUUUCUUCCUGUCACAGCUUCAGCAGGGGGACCUGGUACUCCAAUAGGAGCUCCUACAGGACCGGGAGCAGCUCAUAUAACAACGGUUACCAGUACAGGACCACCUGCUAACUCACCAGCCUUUCUUACAGGUGGAGUAAGCGGAGUAGGAGGUUGGGGUGGAGAAGGAGGUGGAGUUCCUGGUGGUACUCCUGCCCAGGGAGCUGCUGCAGGGACAUGGUCCUCUCAACCUAGAGAUAGACAAGGCUGGAAGAAUUAUGAUAUGUGAGGGAGCUGAGGCAUACCGGUUCCAGAGAGAGAUCAUUUUCAUUGAUCAAAUGCCUAAUGAUCAUUAAAAUAAUCAAUUUCUUAAUGAUCAUUUGUAGUCGUUGGAUCAACCUUUGCUUUGUUUUCCUUGAUCAUCUUUAGGAUUAACUAAAGGUUUAAAAUCAUCUUAAGCUUUAGAGUCAUCUUCAGCUUUAGAAUCAUCUUCAGCUUUGGAAUCAUCUUCAGCUUUGGAAUCAUCUUCAGCUUUAGAAUCAUCUUAAGCUUGAGAAACAUCUAUAAGCUUUGGAAUCGUCUGAAAACUCAGAAUUAUCCAUAGCUUUGGGAUUAUCAUAUCACUAAGAAGGUAUUUUGCUGGAGAAAUAAAUAACGCCCUUUGCUGCAAGAUAUCCUCAAGAUGAUCCCCCAAGUUCUUAUGAUCAAUGAUCAUACAAUUGAUCCAUCCAAAUCAGAAAACACCAUCUUCAAAUUAUCAAAAUUGUCUGUUAUUUUGAAUUCGUCUUUAAUUGCAUCCUUUAAUUGAUCAAGUUUGAGUUUGUUUAUUUUCUGUUAAAAGUUAAUCAAGGCGAUUCAAUUAACUAUUUUAAGCCUUCUUGCAGUGCUUAGGAUCUAGAUCCGUUAGAUCGGCACUAUUUUGACUCCGUGGAACCGGAUCCAAAGGGAAAAGGCGGUUAAAAAAGAUAGCUCUCAAAAUAUAAUUCUUAUUUGUUAACUUUUUAGAGAUUAAUUAACACUGUCUAAUCUCUGAAUGGCUUAUUUUGUUUCAGCACGAAAAUACGCAAAAAAAAGCAAAGCAAUUGUGGGAAAAAUUUUGUUUUAUGAAAUUUUCACUAUGGAGGACGAGGAUCCGGAUCCGGUUUUAGAUCCAGGUCCAUUUUUUAGGACGAAUCCAGGAUCCGCAUGAACAUGAAAUGGAUCCUAAGCACUGCCUUGUUGUAUGAAUUGUAACCUGUAAACCCCAGCUGUAUAUCAUGAUUAUUCAAAUAUCCAGCUGAUAUGUGCUUGAGAACGAAAAGAUCCUUGAAUGCUUAAAUUUAGAGUAUUUCAAGUAUGUUGAAUGCCUGAUUUAAUAAUUGUAUGUAAGAACCUGUAUACAUUAAUGUCAAAUAUUAAUUGUAUUGAAUGUUAUUAUAAUAUCCCUAGGUAAAUGUACACUUGGUCUAGCUCAAUGAGUGUAAAACUAAGGUAAUGGUUUGUGCCAUGUAAAUGUAAGCAACCCCUCCUUAGUUCUAUACCUCCUUGGUCUCGACUCCAACAGUAUGUAAAUAGUAAAUGCUUAACAGCACUCUAAACUUGUUGUUUUCUCUAUAUAAAGUUUAUUAGUCAAUAUUUCAAUAAUUACACACCAGAUGUACACAGUGUACCAUACGCCAGAUUGUACACUGUACUUUUCUUUAUGUACUGUAUUUACACCAGUCUUACACAGUGUACUCUUCUGUAUGUACUGUAUAAUUAAAGCAUGUCUCUCUUAUUUAAAUAUUAUAAACUAACCCCCCUCUCUCCAUUAAAAUUCAAUCUUCAAAUAUCAACCCCUUUUAUUUCCACUAAACUGUAAAAAAAAUGUUCUAAAAAAUGUUAAAUAAGCAUGUUUCAAUGUGUAUAUCUGUACAUAUCUCAUUAUUUAUUUGGAACCUUUAUUAUGUAACGUACAUGAGAACUAACAGAAAUAACAACCUGUAUUCGUUUCACCCUGAAUUCGUUACAUACUUCAGAACACACUUUAUUCUUUACAUACUUCAGAACACACUGUAUUCUAUACAUUUUUCAGAACACACUGUAUUCUAUACAUUUUUCAGAACACACCGUAUUCGUUACAUUCUUUAGGACACCCUAAAUUCGUUACUUACUUCAGAACACUCUGUUUUUGUUACAGACUAAAGCACAUCUUGUUAACAGAAAUAAUAAACUCUACAGUUUUCAGCUGUUCAUUGUUCAUGUUCAACCUAGUAACGUGACUUACAACUGUACAAUUUACAACAUUUUUACUGUUCAUUUGUACACCUGAACACCUAUAAAUAUGUUAACUUGUACACCUGCACACAUGUAAACAUGUAUUCCUGUACACCUGUUCACCUCAUGUACAGAUAUACACAUGUACAUCUGUACACAUAUACACAUGUACAACUUUUGUACAUCUGUACAUCUGUUCAUCUGUACCUCUGUCAUUAAUCUGUACACAAACAUUUAAAGCUUAGUUAAAUAUUCCUAAUUCAAAAAUUUGCAUCGAAUUUAAUAAAAAUUAAUAUAAUAUAAAAAUAA
Eurytemora carolleeae is the source of this 3768-nucleotide messenger RNA. RefSeq names its product TAR DNA-binding protein 43 (gene TBPH). The record is from RefSeq and is a predicted model, not a curated record. The coding region runs from base 116 to 1513 and encodes 465 amino acids. Gene Ontology annotation, molecular function: RNA binding. The transcript is spliced from 12 exons. Gene Ontology annotation, cellular component: nucleoplasm. Gene Ontology annotation, biological process: regulation of gene expression. NCBI's taxonomy places the organism in Eukaryota, Metazoa, Arthropoda, Copepoda, Calanoida, Temoridae.